Penicillium chermesinum is the source of this 1770-nucleotide messenger RNA. RefSeq lists its product as uncharacterized. Lineage: Eukaryota; Fungi; Ascomycota; Eurotiomycetes; Eurotiales; Aspergillaceae. The transcript has 6 exons. The record is from RefSeq and is a predicted model, not a curated record. Bases 1 to 1770 code for a protein of 589 amino acids.
AUGAAAGUUACCAUUGAGCCCUAUAGCCCUGAAUGGCCUAUUCUGUUCGCCGAAAGAAAAUCGCACCUAGAGCAGAUUCUUCAAGGGAUCCCCAUCGUAUCAAUCGAGCAUAUUGGAAGCACGUCUAUCCCAUCGCUUCAUGCAAAGCCUGUCAUAGAUAUUGACAUUAUCAUCAAACCAUCUUCCCUUGAGGCCGGUCGUCAAGCACUUGCCGCCGCGGGUGAUGGUUCUGUCAGAUACAAUACCUAUCUCGCUAUUGACGGGUGCGAGUCCUUGAGAAAUCAUCUCGAUACCAAACGCGUGCUUCUGGAAGAUGAAGAACUGCGCAAGGAGUAUUCGCAACUCAAACUGAAGCUGCAAGAGAGCACUUUUGAUGGCAUUGACCAUGUUAUCCAGGCUAGACACACUCUCGCCGUUGUGGCUUCGGACGGUAUCGAACUUGCCCCGGCGCUGGGUCGUGAUUCCCAAGACUCGGACGAGAUGAACGUCAAUCGCCCCCCGUUACAUCGCCCCACGGAUGGCCGCUCGCAACAGCCGCUCCUUAAGGAUGAGCGGCGAAGCCGGCUCUCACAGUCAAGUAUUGGCAACGGGGAUGCAGAAGGCCGGCCCAUGUUACACCAUACCCGUCGUCCAACCAUUCAGAGUCAAAGCUCGGGGAACGAUGCUGCCCGGGCGACUCGCAAGAAGUACCUGAUCGCGUCGGGCUUCUUGCUUCUGAGCUUAGCGAGUUUCGUUGUCCAGACCGAGACUGCAGUUUACAUUCAACACGAUCUGCAUUGGGACAAGCCGUAUGCCAUGCUGUAUAUUACCCACGGAUCAUGGAUAUUGCUCUGGCCAGUUCAGCUUGCUAUCCUGCGAUUUCAAAAACGGAAACUAUCAUGGGAAGCAUUUUGGCGCCGCCAUGUUUUCCUCCUCCGAACGACGGCCCAGAUGGUAGAAACACAGGAUGUUCACCUUUCUUCGCGCAGCUACCACCGGUCGCCAGUCCCAUACAUGCUGAGGACCACGGCCUUCGUAACAAGCGCUCUCACAAUUGCUGGCGGUUCUUGCGAUCUACAACUGCUCGGCCUUUUUCGCUUAUGCCUUUUCGAUUCCUUGCUCAAGGACAAACUCCGACUUGACAAAGUCCUUGCGGUCUGCGUCGCCAUCAUUGGCGUCCUGGUCGUUGCAUAUGGAGACCGCCCGGAUAAAAAGGUAUCCAAAGGCGGCACAACGAAGGAGGACAAUGAGGCAUCCCACCGCCUCUUGGGAAAUGUCAUCAUUGGAGUUGGAAGCGUGCUGUAUGGACUAUACGAGGUUCUAUACAAGAGAUUUGCUUGCCCACCCGAAGGCACCAGCCCGGGCCGGGGAACUAUCUUCGCCAAUACCUUUGGUAGCUUGAUUGGUGCUUUCACUCUUUCAGUUCUGUGGAUCCCUAUUCCAAUUCUACAUAUUCUGGGCUGGGAAAAAUUCAGCUUUCCCACGGGUGAGGCCGCUCGGAUGCUUCUGAUUUCCAUUUGUGCCAAUGCCACGUUCUCCGGCUCCUUCCUGGUGCUCAUCUCCCUCACCUCCCCUGUGCUUUCAUCCGUCGCUGCUCUCUUGACGAUCUUCCUCGUGGCCAUUGUCGAUUGGUUCCGUACUGGUCAGCCUCUUUCUUUUGCAGCCAUCCUCGGAGGUAUCUUGAUUAUGAUGGCGUUCUUCCUCCUGAGUUGGAGUACAUACCGUGAACUCAGUGAAGAACGGAAGAAGCACUUGGAGAACGACCAGGUGGAAUCUGACAGUGAUGAGUAA